AUGGUCGCCGCCAUCGCCGGCGACGCCGAAACCGACCUGACCCUGCCCAUUUCGGACGACCUCGACGACAACGGUUUCCCCGCGUCACCCCCCACCGCACCCGCCACCAGCAGCUUCGCCGACGACUUCUACCGCAGCGGCAUCGACUGGUCCUCCCUGCAAGCCCCUCCUUCUCAUCGGAGAAGGCCAGCCGAUGGAACAACGGAGAAAUUUUGCGGCCCGUUGGUUCAGAAGAACCUCUUCCAGGCGUGGGGGAUCGAGAAGCCAGCCUCUGGAAUGACGGAGAAAGUUUGCGGCCCGCCGGUUCAGAAGAACCUCUUCCAGGCGUGGGGAAUCCAGAAGCCGCCGCGGGAAGAGGCGGCGCAGGGGGUCCCCGUUGGGGCUGGGGCUUCCUCCUCUUCCCCUUCUCCUUCUGUUGCUGGGUCCGGUAGGAAGCGGCGCUGGGGAGGCUCGGACGAGAACGGGGCGUCCAGGAAGCCCGUCGCUUGCCCCUUCUACAAGCAGAUUCCCGGUACGCCGUUCACGGUGGACGCAUUUCGGUAUGGAGCAGUUGAGGGGUGCUCUGCUUAUUUUCUCAGCCAUUUCCAUUAUGAUCAUUACGGUGGGUUAACCAAGAAGUGGUGUCAUGGUCCUAUCUAUUGUACUGCACUCACUGCACGCCUGGUGAAGAUGUUACUAUCAAUUGACUCUGCGUAUGUUUGUCCCUUGGAGCUUGAUACUGAGUAUGUCAUUGACGGAGUGAAGGUUACCUUCUUGGAGGCCAAUCAUUGCCCUGGUGCAGCUCUAAUUCACUUUCGUCUUAGUGAUGGCAAGACCUAUCUCCACACUGGGGAUUUUAGAGCAUCAAAAUCCAUGCAAUUGCACCCACUCCUCCAAACUGGCCGCAUAAGUUUGCUUUAUCUGGAUACAACAUAUUGCAAUCCAAAAUACAAAUUUCCACCACAGGAGGAUGUUAUUGAUUUUGUUGUCAGGACAGCUCAAAGGUAUCUAAAGAAGCAACCAAAGACACUUAUUGUUGUUGGGGCAUAUAGCAUCGGGAAAGAGAAUGUCUAUCUAGCAAUUUCUCAAGCUUUAGAGGUCCCUAUAUACACUGAUGCAUCACGAAGGCGGAUUCUUCACUCAUUUGGCUGGCCGGACUUGUCCAAAAGGAUAAGUUCAUGCAAUCAAAGUUCACCACUUCAUGUUCUGCCCCUUGCAUCACUGCAACAUGAGAACUUGAAGAAGUACUUGGAGACUCUUGAUCAAAGAUUUCUAGCUGUGCUGGCUUUUCGACCUACAGGUUGGACUUUUUCUGAGGCAGCUGGAAAGGAGCUUGACUUAAUUAAACCUAGCUCUAGAGGCAGAGUUACAAUCUAUGGUGUACCUUAUAGCGAGCACUCAAGUUUCAGCGAGCUUAGGGACUUUUUGAAGGUAAAUCCCCAAACUGUUGUUACAUUGCUAGUCUUUGCUGCGAUGUUUUCUAACCAUAGGAUAAUAUUUUUCUGGUUAGUUUCUGAGACCUCAAAAGGUAAUUCCCACUGUUAA
This is a messenger RNA of Triticum turgidum subsp. durum (durum wheat), 1524 nucleotides long. The record is from the annotation of a GenBank genome assembly. Lineage: Eukaryota; Viridiplantae; Streptophyta; Magnoliopsida; Poales; Poaceae.